GAGAUCGGAACCAAGCCCGGUAGAAACGAUGGCUGAUUUCAUUGAUUCGGAAGCGGAGGAAAGUGAGGAGGAGGAGGAGUUGGAACCACAUGAGCGUAAAAAGCUAAGAAAAAAUAAGGCCGUAUCGGACAGCGAGGACGAGGAAGAUGAUGAUGAAGACAGGCUGCGCGAGGAACUGAAGGAUCUGAUCGAUGAUAAUCCGAUCGAGGAGGAAAGCGACAAUGACGAUUCGGACGAUGGAUCCGAAGGAGGGCAUCAGAAGCGCAAGAAAAGCGAUGACGAGCUAGACGAUCGGCUCGAGGACGAAGAUUACGAGCUGAUUGAGGAAAAUCUGGGCGUCAAAGUCGAACGGAAACGCUUCAAGCGCUUGAAAAAGUUCACCAACGAUGAUGGGAGUGAUGGCGAAUCGGGCGAUGAGGGCAUGAUACGGGAAACGAUCGAAAAUCGCCUGUUCGAUGCCGCAUCCGACGAUGACGAAGAGCGCGCCUCGGAUCAUGAAGGUGGUGGCCAGCGCGACUCGAUGGCUAACGUGCGCGAACACUACGACGAGGAAGAGGACGAGGAGUCGGAUGCGGACGAUUUCAUCGUGGAUGAUGAUGGCGUUCCGAUUAGUGAUAAGCGCAAAAAGCGACGCCACAUCUUUACCGAUGCAUCGCUCCAGGAGGGACAGGACAUUUUCGGUGUGGAUUUCGAUUACGACGAGUUUGAAAAGUAUGACGACGAGUACGAGGAAGGUUCGGAAGCGGAGGAUGAGUAUGAGGAGGAGCAGCUCGAGCAAACCGAUCGGCCGAUCGGUGGAGAACGGGGCAAAAAGGCUAAACCGGCUGCCCGGAAGCGAAUGUUAAAGAAAUCCAUCUAUGAAAUUUAUGAACCGAGUGAACUAAAGCGUGGUCACUUUACCGAUCUGGAUAAUGUGAUCCGAAAGCUCGAUGUACCGGAACGGAUGCAGCUUCGAGACGUACCCGUAACGGCCGUACCGGAAGGUUCAAACGAGCUAGACGAGGAAGCGGAAUGGAUCUAUCAGCAAGCGUUCUGUAAACCGCACGUAUCCGACCAGGGUACCGUAACGCGCAAACCUCCCUCAAACGUACCGAAGAUCAAGCAUACGCUCGAUUUUAUGCGCAAUCAACAUUUGGAGGUCCCGUUUAUCGCGUUCUAUCGAAAGGAGUACGUCCAGCCGGAUCUAAACAUAAAUGAUCUGUGGAAAAUUUACAAGUUCGAUUCGAUGUGGUGUCAGCUGCUGGGACGCAAAACUUCUCUCCAGCGAUUGUACGAAAAUAUGCGCAACUAUCAGCUGGACAAGCUGAUGGAAAACCCGGACGCACCGAUACCGGAAGAUAUGCGCGUGAUCCGGGACGAAGAUUUAGCUCGGUUGCGUUUGGUACAGUCACACGAAGAGCUAAAGGAUGUGCAUUUGCACUUUUUGCUUUACUACGCACAUGACAUCGUGCCGAUGCGGACACGGUUGAGGGAAAAAUCGCGCCAACAGAAUCAAGCGGUAACGAAAAAAGUUUCCACCGUCAAGAAGAAAAGCGCAGAAGAUGGAGAGGGUGACGAAAAUGAUGGCGAAGAGAACGGAGAGGAGGAGGAUAAAGAGCACGAAGAGGAAGAAGAUGAAGAAAAGCCAAAAGGUACCGGACAGCGGGAGGAAACGGUCGGCAAAGGAGAUCAAGUUGGGAAGGAACGGGUGCGGUUGAAUAUUGAUACGGGUCCGUACGAGAUCUGCCGCAAGCGUGGACUGACUGGGCUAACAAAACGUUUCGGUUUAACGCCGGAACAGUUUGCAGAAAACGUGCGGGACAGCUACCAGCGGCACGAGGUAGAGCAGGAAACGAAGGAACCGCUCGAGGUGGCCAAAGAGUACAUGGGAACGUCGUUCGAAACGGCCGAAGAUGUACUGAAGGGUGGCGUUUUUAUGGUCGCACGUCAGCUUGCCCGCGAACCACUGUUUCGGAAGUGUAUCCGUGAACUUUACUUCGAGCGAGCCAAACUUAAUGUACGUCCAACGAAGAAAGGCAUGAAAGAGAUCGACGAAACGCAUCCCUGUUACACGAUGAAGUAUCUGAAGGAGAAACCGGUUCGUGAUCUUGCCGGCGAUCAGUAUCUGAAGCUCUACAUCGCUCAGGAAGACAAGCUGCUAACGAUGGAGCUGGUCGAUCGGAUCGAAGGCAACACAUCGGGUGAUUUUCUCGAGGAACUAAAAGCACUCUACCAUCGGGAUGAGUUUGCAAAGAACGUACAGGAAUGGAACAAAGUUCGAGCGGAGUGUGUUGUCCUGGCCGUUAACCGAAUGGUUAUUCCGGAUCUAAAGCGUGAACUACACAACACACUACUAACUGAGGCGAAAGAUGCAGUGCUGCGUGUCUGUUGCCGGAAGCUGUACAACUGGAUCAAAGUGGCACCAUACCGACCACCGGUGCCCGAUUUUGACGAUUACGAGUGGGAAACGACACGUGGCGUAAGGGUGAUGGGUGUCGCUUACGUGCCCGACUACACACAAUCCGCCUUCGGAGCAAUAAUCGCUCCGGACGGCGAAGUGACGGACUAUCUGCGCAUACCGCACCUGCUGAAGAAGAAGAACGCUUACCGCGAAUCGGAAAAGCAAUGCAAAGAGACAGAUUUGCGCACAAUCACCAACUUUAUUCGCAGCAAAAAGCCACAUGUGAUCGUGAUCGGGGGCGAGUCGAAGGAUGCGCUAAUGGUACAGCAGGAUUUUGUCGAGUGUUUAAAGCGGUUGCAGGAGGAGGAACAAUUUCCACAGAUAGCGGUCGAAAUCGUGGACAACGAGUUGGCCAAAGUGUACGCCAACUCGAUCAAGGGUACGAGCGAUUUUAAGGAAUAUCCUCCACUACUUCGGCAGGCGAUUUCGAUCGCGCGGCGUGUGCAGGAUCCGUUGGUGGAGUUCUCCCAGCUUUGCAACUCGGACGAGGAAAUCCUUUGCCUGCGGUAUCAUACGCUACAGGAGCAGCUAAGCAAGGAGGAACUGUUGGAAAACAUUCAGCUGGAGUUUAUUAAUCGUACAAACGAGGUUGGUGUGGAUGUGAAUCUUGCCGUACAGAACCCGCUAACGGCGAACCUGGUACAGUUCAUCUGUGGUUUGGGUCCACGUAAAGGGCAGACAAUGUUGAAACUGUUGAAGCAGACGAAUUCGCGGCUUGAAAACCGCACGCAGCUCGUUACGACCUGCCACAUGGGUCCGAAGGUGUUCAUUAAUUGUUCCGGCUUUAUCAAAAUCGAUACCAACUCGCUCGGUGAUAGUACGGAAACGUAUGUGGAGGUGCUGGAUGGUUCGCGCGUCCAUCCGGAAACGUACGAAUGGGCACGCAAGAUGGCAGUCGAUGCUCUCGAGUACGAUGACGAGGAGGCCAAUCCAGCCGGUGCGUUGGAAGAAAUUUUGGAAGCACCGGAACGGUUAAAAGAUCUCGAUCUGGAUGCGUUUGCGAUCGAGCUCGAUCGGCAAGGGUUCGGCAACAAGAGUAUUACGCUGUACGACAUACGGGCGGAGCUGAACUCACGCUACAAAGAUCUUCGCACACCGUUCCGUUCGGUGACGGCGGAAGAGUUGUUCGAUUACCUCACGAAAGAGACGCCCGAAUCGCUGUACGUUGGCAAGAUGAUGCUGGCUACGGUGACAGGGUUUACCUAUCGGAAGCCCCAGGGUGAACAGCUCGAUCAGGCCAAUCCGGUGAGAAAUGAUGAGACUGGCUUCUGGCAGUGUCCAUUCUGUAUGAAAACGGAAUUUCCCGAGCUGUCCGAGGUGUGGAAUCAUUUCGAUGCGGGCGAAUGUCCGGGACAGGCAACGGGUGUACGGGUACGGUUCGAUAAUGGGCUGAAUGGGUUCAUUCACAUCAAGAAUUUGUCGGACAAGCAUGUGAAGAAUCCGGAAGAGCGUGUGCAGAUCGGACAGACGGUGCACGUGCGCGUGACGAAGAUCGACAUUGAACGUUUUUCGUUGGAAUGCUCGUCGAAAAGUUCGGAUCUUUGUGAUCGAAAGCAGGAAUGGCGGCCGAGGAAAGAUCCGUGCUACGAUCAGGAAGCAGAAGAAGCGGACUCUAGGAAGGAGGCCGAUUCCAAAAAGCAACAGGCACGGCAACAAUACGUGAAGCGUGUGAUUGUGCAUCCUUCCUUCCACAAUAUUUCGUACGCGGAGGCUCUGAAGCUGCUGGAAGGAUACGAUCAGGGUGAUGUGAUUGUUCGCCCAUCGAGCAAAGGGUCUGACCAUCUGACGGCAACGUGGAAGGUAACGGACGACAUCUAUCAGCACAUCGAUGUGCGCGAAGAAGGCAAAGAGAACGUGUUCAGCCUUGGGCAAUCGUUGUGGAUUGGGAACGAUGAGUUUGAAGAUUUGGACGAAAUCAUUGCCCGACACAUUACGCCGAUGGCUAUCUAUGUGCGUGAUUUGCUCAACUACAAAUACUACCGGGACACGGACGGUGGUUCGAAGGAGAAGGCGGAAGAGAUCAUCAAGUCGGAAAAGCAGAAAAAUCCCAACAAAAUUCACUACAUUAUUUCCGUGUCGAAAACGUACCCGGGACGGUUUCUUCUGUCGUACUUGCCCCGCAACAAGUUCCGGCACGAGUACGUGACGGUAACGCCCGAUGGGUACCGGUUUCGGCAUCAAACGUUCGAUUCGGUCAAUUCGUUGCUCAAAUGGUUCAAGGAACACUUUCGCGAUCCAAUACCGGACGAUACGCCGAAGAGUACGCCCAAGGUGGGAGGAAUGUCGUCGCGGACACCGUACGGCAGUACGCCCAAGUUUAGCGAUAUUAAUAGUGAAACAAUCGAAUCAGUUGCGAAAAAUAUGCCUCCACACAUGCUGAAUUCGUUGUCGGCUGCGGCACACCGGACGCCGCACUAUUCCUUCACGCCGCUCGAGUAUGGAUCGAGCAACUUUGUGACCACGCCCUAUACACCGAGCGGUCAGACACCGUAUAUGACGCCCUACCAGCAAACACCUCACUUCUCGCAAACACCGCGUUACGGUACCUCGACACCUUCUCAGUACUCCAACAAAUCCUCGUACACCGGCAUCCCGACCGGUCAUCCACCACCUUCCGCCAGCCACCACGGGUACAAAUCAUCCUCGUCGGUGCGUGGUGGUAUGGGCGGUGCGAGCAGUGCGGCCAGCAGUAGCAGCAGCAGCCUUAUGAUGAUGCAGCAACCCUCACCGUACUCUAAUAGCAGUGACCAUCACUACCGAACGCAAUCGACCCAGCAGCAACAGCAGAUGCACCAUUCGCGCAACAACGAGUACGACAGUUGGUCAAAGGCAACGGAUUCCUGGAGCAACCGGGGUGGUAGCAGUAUGAUGAAGAGCCAUCACGCUUCAUCGGACCGAAGCUCCGGUGGAUCGUACCAUCAUCAUCAUCGUGGUGAUGGCGGCGGCAGAUCCAGUGAUUCCGUAACCUCAUCCAACUCGCACGACCAUCGCAUGACUCCCCGGUCAUCGUCCAAAUAUUCGGCUAGUCGAUCACCGAUGCCACCACCAUCCCAACCGCCACCAUCCUCGGGGGCGACACCAUCCCAACAACAGGCACAGCCGGCAUCGUCGGCGGCCGCUGCGUCUUUAACGCUCGGCGAUGCAACACCACUAUGGGACGAAUAG
Messenger RNA from Anopheles maculipalpis, 5605 nucleotides. RefSeq names its product transcription elongation factor SPT6 (gene Spt6). Bases 29 to 5605 code for a protein of 1858 amino acids. Gene Ontology annotation, cellular component: transcription elongation factor complex. The transcript has 7 exons. NCBI's taxonomy places the organism in Eukaryota, Metazoa, Arthropoda, Insecta, Diptera, Culicidae. The record is from RefSeq and is a predicted model, not a curated record. Gene Ontology annotation, molecular function: nucleosome binding; DNA binding; histone binding. Gene Ontology annotation, biological process: transcription elongation by RNA polymerase II; mRNA transcription by RNA polymerase II; nucleosome organization.